Chiloscyllium plagiosum (whitespotted bambooshark) is the source of this 2314-nucleotide messenger RNA. Lineage: Eukaryota; Metazoa; Chordata; Chondrichthyes; Orectolobiformes; Hemiscylliidae. The record is from RefSeq and is a predicted model, not a curated record.
GCUCUUUCUUUUCCGGCCGCCCAGCCAAGGCAGAAUGAAGGAGACGAGUGGGGACGGUGAGGCCCGGGAGGCUGAUGAUGAGCUGGCAGAGGUGGAGGAGCCUGAGGAAGGCUUCAGCGACCCCGAAGGCUUCGAGGAUGAUAUCUCCGACGAGGAGCUGCUGGGUGAUAUUUUAAAGGACCAGCCUCAAGAAGCUGAUGGUAUAGACUCCGUUAUCGUUGUGGAUAAUGUACCACAAGUUGGACCAGAUCGACUGGAGAAACUCCGAAAUGUCAUCCAGAAGAUAUUUUCUAAGUUUGGGAAAAUCACAAAUGAAUUUUACCCAGAGUCCGACGGAAAGACAAAAGGGUACAUUUUCCUGGAAUACAAUUCACCAGCUUGUGCUAUUGAUGCUGUGAAAAAUGCAGAUGGAUACAAGUUAGAUAAGCAGCAUACUUUCCGUGUCAACCUCUUCACUGAUUUUGAUAAAUACAUGACCAUCAGUGACGAUUGGGAAAUUCCACCGAAACAGCCAUUCAAAGAUUUUGGGAAUCUCCGAUACUGGUUGGAGGACCCAGACUGUCGAGAUCAGUGCAGCAUUAUCUAUGAAUCUGGAGAUAGAACAGCUAUUUUGUGGAAUGACAUAAAAGAACCAGUUGUCAUUGAAGAACGGGCACGUUGGACAGAAACAUAUGUUCGGUGGUCGCCCAAAGGCACUUACUUAGCAACAUUCCAUCAGCGUGGUAUUGCUCUUUGGGGUGGGGAGAAAUUCAAACAGAUUCAGCGUUUCAGUCACCAAGGUGUCCAGCUAAUUGAUUUCUCACCAUGUGAAAGAUAUAUGGUGUCAUUUAGCCCUUUAAUGGAUACAAAAGAUGAUCCUCAAGCCAUUAUCAUUUGGGAUGUGUUAACAGGCCAGAAGAAGCGAGGAUUCCAUUGUGAGAGUUCUGCUCAUUGGCCAAUAUUCAAAUGGAGCCAUGAUGGGAAAUUUUUUGCACGAAUGACACAAGACACACUUAGUAUUUAUGAAACACCUGUGAGUAUUUCUGUUAAUUGGGAGAAUCUUAAAAUGAAAACUUUUGCGUUUAUGUUAGAGGGUAUUAUCGCUUUUGCUUGGGAACCAAAUGGAAGUAAAUUUGCUGUGCUACAUGGAGAGACACCCAGAAUAUCAGUAUCUUUCUACCAUGUAAAGAAUAAUGGCAAGAUUGAACUCAUCAAAAUGUUUGAUAAGCAGCAAGCUAACAGUAUCUUUUGGAGUCCACAAGGACAAUUUGUGGUAUUGGCUGGUUUAAGGAGCAUGAAUGGUGCUUUGGCAUUUUACGACACAUCAGAUUGCACGCUGAUGAAUGUAGCUGAGCAUUAUAUGGCUUCUGAUGUUGAAUGGGACCCAACAGGACGAUAUGUAGUAACUUCAGUGUCAUGGUGGAGUCACAAGGUGGAUAAUGCAUACUGGAUGUGGACUUUCCAAGGACGUCUCCUACAGAAAAAUACCAAGGAUCGCUUCUGCCAACUACUGUGGAGACCAAGACCACCAACCCUGCUCUCACAGGAUCAGCUCAAGCAAAUCAAAAAAGAUUACAAGAAAUACUCGAAAAUAUUUGAACAGAAAGAUCGUUUAAGUCAGUCCAAGGCCUCCAAGGAAUUGGUAGAUAAGCGACGCAAGAUGAUGGAAGAAUUCCAUAAAUAUCGUGAGAAGGCCAUGCAGAUUUAUGCAGAGCAGAAACCCAAACGCCUGGAGCUACGAGGAGGUGUAGACACUGAUGAGCUGGAUAGUAAUGUUGACGAUUGGGAAGAAGAGACCGUUGAAUUUUUUGUCACAGAAGAAAUUAUCCCUGUUGGAGAUCAGGAGUAGUCUCAUAACACAGUGCCACCAUAUCUUCAGUUGAAGCUGAUUUCUCUUUCGUCACCUGGAACUUGAUCUCUACAUUUUGGAAGUUGAAUGCGUUCCACUCUUGCAAAAAUCAUCACAGUGCCUUUAACUAUAUCAGUUCUGCAGUGGUGAUAAAGACACUGCCUCCACUCUUAACAAAUGUGAAUACAUUUCACUAAAUAGCAGCAGCUCUGCAGUUUACUUUGUGCUACUGUCACUGAUCACUGUGGAUGCUGUCUGUGGUUGGUGUAAGUAUAUUACUGAGGCACUCAAAGUUUCCUGUAGCCAUGGGCUAUUUUCAAAUCCAUGGUAAAUUAACACAGCAUUUUGUAAGGAGGAAUAUUCAAAACAUAAUAAGGGUUAAUACAUAUUUUAAUGUGCAAUUACUGCACUACAAUGGACUGUAUCCUCCUCCAUUCAGGUUAUACUUGACUUCAAAUGGGAUAAAAUAAAGCUUAGUAACAUUGA